AUGAGCUGGAGCAGAGGUCGCGAACUUGGCCACGGCGCCACCGCCACCGUCUAUCUAGCAACCGACCACCGCUCCGGCGAGCGGUACGCUGUCAAGUCAGCAGGGGCUUCCCAAUCGGAGUUCCUAAAACGAGAACAGAGGAUUCUGUCUUCAGUCAGCUCUCCUUAUGUAAUUGGAUACAGGGGAUGGGAAAUUACGGCAGAGGACGACAGAAUUGUGUACAAUUUGAAGCUCGAGUACAUGCCCGGCGGUACAAUUAUCGAUGAGAUUCGACGCCGCUGCUGUGGCGGAGGCCGGAUGGAAGAAUCGGCGAUUGGGUUGUACGCGUGGCAGGUUGUGAAGGGACUUGAGUAUCUGCAUUCCAACGGGUUCGCGCAUUGCGAUGUGAAAUGUCGGAACAUUUUGGUCGGAGUCGAUGGGUCGGCGGCCAAGCUGGCGGAUUUCGGGUGCGCCAAGCGGGUCGGGUCUUCGGGUACAAUUGGCGGGACGCCCAUGUUUAUGGCGCCGGAAACAGCGCGCGGGGAGGAACAGGGGUUCGCCGGCGACGUUUGGGGGUUGGGGUGCGCGGUCAUCGAAAUGGCGACCGGCGGCGGGUCGCCGUGGCCGGAGAGUGAUCACGAAGAUCCCGUUUCGGCAAUUUACCGGGUGGGUUACUCCGGCCGGGUUCCGGAUUUCCCGGGUUGGUUGUCGGAGCAAGCAAAGGAUUUCUUGGACAAGUGUUUGAGGAGGGAUCCGAAACAGAGGUGGACGGCGAGUCAGCUGUUGAAGCAUCCGUUUCUGGUAGAAUUCGAAUUGGCCGGUGAUCUUCCCGCCGGAAAGCCUUGUUUUGAUUCUCCUACGAGCAUUCUGGAUAAAGGGUUCUGGAAUUCGGUGGGGAUUGUUGAUUCUGACGAAGCCACCGAGUCGCCUUGUUCCUCUUCCUCAUCACCGUCGGAAAAAGAAGUAGAGGAGGAAGCCAGAGAGAGGAUCGGGCGGCUGGCGACGGCGGGACCCAGCUGGGAAUUUUGUGAUGGUGGCGAUGAUCUUGACCGUUGGAUCACAGUUCGGGGAGAUGAUUGCAAUUGCAGUGUAGCAGGGGAAGAUGGAAGGGGUGGUGAAGGGGAUUUGUUGACGUCAUCAGGAAGUAAGAAUGAUUAUUUUGAUGUAAUUAAUAGAAUUGAUGAGGGUUUUAGUUUGGAAAGGUGUAAAUAUGGGGAGUUUGGUAGUUUGGUAGUUAGUUGUAAUUUGCAGUGUGAUAUUGAGAGGAGGGAGAAGAGGCAAGAAGGUGAAGAUGUACUAUUGUUACUCCCCCCUGUUUCUAGAUUAGUUUCACAAGCUUGA
Molecule: messenger RNA, 1320 nt
Organism: Linum tenue
Lineage: Eukaryota; Viridiplantae; Streptophyta; Magnoliopsida; Malpighiales; Linaceae
Source: the annotation of a GenBank genome assembly